AGAAGCAGUGGGCAUGUCCUGGAGAUCAUUUUACUUGGUUCUUCACAUGAUAUAUACAUUGGUCAUGCAGAAAAAGGUCAUCUUUGAAUGCAGUAUUACCUUAGAAAUCUUCCAAACAGUUGAUUUCCUAUGUUAUUGCUUGGUUCAGGACAUCAAUCACCCUAUGAUCUCUCCAGUGACUGAAGCCAAAAUAAAAAUCCUUGUACUAAAUGAACUAAGAUGCAGCAAAAUCUAACAUUUCAAUCAUAUAUCAUCAGUUUCAGAAGCUCACAAGCACAAGCAUCACUGAAACAUUUCACGUCAGGUUUCAGUAGGAUUCAGUAACAUAGCUAGAAGGACGCUGUCCACCUAUCAUCUUUCUUUGUUUUGAUAGACUGAUGUGCACUUCAGAGCGACCAUUUGUUGGUGCGUAAACUUCACAUGGACCUGCUUGUAGCUUCAGAUCUGCUACCAGUCAAACCCUGAUCCCUUUCCCUCGCUGUCUCUUCUUGACUUCUCAACCAAACCAUUAAGAAACCCUUUGCAUUCGUUUCCAAGCAUAAACCAUCAAGAUUAGCAGAGAAUGAUGACGAUAGAUGUGUAAAACUGGCGAAUCAGAUUGGAUCUCUAGUCAUGAGGACAUUUUUUCUGAUAUCUGAUAGCUCAGCUGAUGAUGACAGCAAGCUCUCCCUCUUCAGGCCAUUGACUGCUCCUCCAGGCUCUUCUUUCCAAAGCCCUCGACCAUGUCCACGCCCUGGAAAAUCCUCCCACGUUGCGCUCUCUUCUUCUCCCUCUUCCUCCGCCUCUGCGUCGCGGAUGUGGGCACUGCCGCCUACUACGGCCCGCCUUACACUCCCACGGUCUGCUUUGGCGGAGACACGAGCCGGUUUCCUCCAAACAACCUCUUCGCGGCGGCGGGCGAGGGGGUAUGGGACAACGGCGCAGCUUGCGGGAGGGCGUACACUGUCCGAUGCCUCAGCUCGCCCACUCCGAAGGCCUGCGUCAACGGCAGCACAGUCCAGGUCAAGGUCGUCGAUCAGGGCAGCAUGCUGAACUCGAUGCCGUCCACCAACGGCACGACGUUGGUCCUGUCAAACGCAGCGUUUCAGAUGAUUGCGAGCUCGACGGCUUCCAUCAUCAACAUCGAGUUCGCGCAGGUUUGAUCUGCGUGUCGAAUGAAAGGGGUUGCGAACUUGUGUUCGUCUUACGAGCUUCCUGUUGGUGUCUUUCAAUCUGAUUGCUUUCUCAUGCUAUAUCUCAAGAACGAUCUUCACAUCUA
Messenger RNA from Musa acuminata AAA Group (dessert banana), 1258 nucleotides. RefSeq names its product EG45-like domain containing protein. The record is from RefSeq and is a predicted model, not a curated record. Bases 723 to 1142 code for a protein of 139 amino acids. The transcript is spliced from 3 exons. Lineage: Eukaryota; Viridiplantae; Streptophyta; Magnoliopsida; Zingiberales; Musaceae.